GAUACAUCUAUAGUUAUCUGCUCAAGCACCCUCCACUACAUCUUCAUCACGUCACCACAUCUCUACUGUGACACAAUGCCUACCAGAAUCCUCAUCCAAACAUCUCUCGCAGCCAGCAUCUGCUUGCCUUUCUACAUCCCCUACCUACGAUCCAAACAUCCUCCACCUACACCCCAUACACGCAGGCAAGUCAUACAACCUUACCCAAGUUGCAUACUACCUACUAUACUAAUCACACAAUACCCACCAGCAGAACCUAUCCAGCCAUAGGACCCUUAUUCCACCUCUACUGACCGAACAACAAGCAUUGAACCCAAUAAAUAAACAAAAUCACAUUCA
This is a messenger RNA of Aspergillus piperis CBS 112811, 339 nucleotides long. RefSeq lists its product as uncharacterized. The record is from RefSeq and is a predicted model, not a curated record. NCBI's taxonomy places the organism in Eukaryota, Fungi, Ascomycota, Eurotiomycetes, Eurotiales, Aspergillaceae. The transcript has a single exon. The coding region runs from base 76 to 270 and encodes 64 amino acids.